Molecule: messenger RNA, 1165 nt
Organism: Panicum hallii
Lineage: Eukaryota; Viridiplantae; Streptophyta; Magnoliopsida; Poales; Poaceae
Product: E3 ubiquitin-protein ligase RING1-like
Exons: 1
Coding region: 139-1089 (316 amino acids)
Biological process (GO): protein ubiquitination
Cellular component (GO): cytoplasm
Molecular function (GO): ubiquitin protein ligase activity
Source: RefSeq, a predicted model, not a curated record
CAAACAGCCAUGGCGCCAUCCCAAUUCCCUCAGGAAUCCUCUUAUACUAGGUCCUCCCUCGUGCGCGUCCUGCAACCUCGGCUCAUUCAAGCUAGCCACGGCGAGCGGGGCGGGGGCGACUAGCUAAGCUUGCCGGCCAUGUCCACGGGCGCUGGCGGUGGCGUGCGCCGGCGCCGGCGGACGUGGCGCCUGUACUGGUGCUACGUGUGCGGCCGCGCGGUGCGCGCCGUGUCGUACCCGACCUCGGACGUCUUCUGCCCGCGCUGCUUCGGCCGCUUCCUCCACGAGAUCGACCUGCCGGCGCCGCGACCCGUGCUCCCGCCGCCCGACCGGUUCUUCCAGCCGCCGUUCCUCCCGCACGACGGCCCCCGCCGGUGGGUCGUAUACACCGGCGACGCCACGGCCGACGCCGACACGCCGCUCCCCCGCCGCCGCCGCCCCCGGCGCGUCCCGUCCCCGCCGCCGUCCCCCGCGACGCGGCGCCCGGACGACGACGACGCCCCCGUCGACGCGCCACCGCCACCGCCUCCCACCGUGGUCGGCUGGGACGAGUUCCUCGUCGGGCCCAACCUGGACGCGCUCAUCGAGCGCCUCACGCAGGACGACCGCCCCGGGCCGGCUCCCGCGCCGGAGUCGGCCAUCGAGUCCCUCCCCACGGUGCGGGUGUCCCCGGCGCACCUGUCGGACGGCCCGCAGUGCCCCGUGUGCAAGGAGGAGUUCGAGCUCGGGGAGGCCGCGCGCGAGCUGCCGUGCAAGCACGCGUACCACGCCGACUGCAUCGUGCCGUGGCUCCGGCUCCACAACUCGUGCCCGGUGUGCCGGCAGGAGCUGCCGGAGCAGGCGGAUGGAUCCCGGGAGGGCGGCGUCGAAGAAGGAAGUGGGGAGGCGGAGGCGCCGGGGCCGGUGGUGGUGGCCGGCUGGGGGCCGCUGGCUUGGCUGCCGUUGCCACGCGCGCCGGACGGGGACGCUUGGGAGAGCAGUGGAGCGGACGACGGUGACGCCGCCGGGCGUGGUGCUUGUGCGGCGGCUGUCCUGCAGUCUUUUGUCGUCGUCGCCGCUUGCUUUGUCGCCCUCUCGUUCUUUGUUUGAGAUCGAGAUGUGUCAGCUCAUGGAGCAGGAACAGAGCACACACGAUGGCAACACGGCCAUAAUCACCACUGUAUAC